Messenger RNA from Salarias fasciatus (jewelled blenny), 3069 nucleotides. RefSeq lists its product as uncharacterized. NCBI's taxonomy places the organism in Eukaryota, Metazoa, Chordata, Actinopteri, Blenniiformes, Blenniidae. The transcript is spliced from 5 exons. The record is from RefSeq and is a predicted model, not a curated record. The coding region runs from base 102 to 1868 and encodes 588 amino acids.
GCUGCAUAUGCGAGCAACGGUUUCCUCGUCUCCACGAGAAAAACAAGAGCAAUUUCUGAGGGCCUCACUGACAUCUGCUGUCAUUGUGCUUGACACACACCAUGGAUCCAGCCAACGUUGAUGUCUCUGAGGAGUCAGAGGAACCUGUGGCUGUGGAGGAAGACAGCAGCACCAUCAGACCUGGGCUGCAUUCCUGUCUCCUGUCCUGCCUGUCGGCAGUCACCCUCUUCUUUUUUGGAUCGAUGUUGGGAUUUCCCGGAGGCGUGCUGCUGGGAAGAACAGGGGUCGCUACACUUCGGUCUUUGGAGCUUCUGGCUGAUGACAAGCUACUCAUGGACCACUUAGAAAACUACAUGAACACUGUCACGGACUAUGAUCAUUACAUAUCUGAAAAAAUGAACAUAGCACACAGGAGUGAUAAUGUCCACAUGUUUAACGUCUUCAUAUCAGUUUUGGCUGAGGAGUUUGGUGGCCUGGCUGCGAUCUUCUCUUUACCUGUCGGUCUGGCUGUUGGAUCGACAAUGUAUAAGCUGGUGAUCAAAAAAUCUGGUGAAACAGCUACAGGGAAGGCUCUUUCUGUGGCUGGGCCACUUUGUCUGGUGGUUAUCAGCACAAGCGGGUGUCUUCUAGGUCUUCUGUUGCGCAUGUAUCUAUCCAUUACUUUACCUGUCAUCAUAUGUUUCUUUUUUUUUGUGGUCUUUUUGGGGAUUUUAAUCGCUUUCUUUGGGAAUUGUGGCAGAUGCAGUUUGCUUUUUGGUGUGCUAACAAUAUUUGCUUUCUCUCCACUGAAUACGCCCAUCGUCUUGUCCAUGAUGUAUCUCAUGACAUUUGUGUUCCAGACAAAAUUGAUUCUCUCUGAGUUAGUUCCAAAGACAUCACCCCUGAGGACGUUUGCAAAGUCAUAUGGCUUCGACCUGAUUAUCACUCCAAUAUUACUGUUUUUGAUUAUAACUGAUGUGUUUAACUUUGCAAGACACCCCAUUGUUAUCCUGCAGCAAACAAACACAAGCAGCACAGGCAGCGCUGCAGUGGAGGGCGUUUUUGUUGGUGUUUUGUCCUCUCACUUUCUGAUGGUUGCUGUGGGAAUGUCAUUAUUCUCCUUUAAAGAAGUAACCGGAGCAGCUAAAGUGUGUGCUGGUGCUGUGACUUCAGGUGGAGCAGCUAUCGCUGGGAUUGAGUCUGUUGUGUCUCUGCUGGGUCCAGGUCCCACUAUAGGAGCUCUGAUGGGGGUGGCAGGGGCAGUAGGGGUGACUCUUACUGCAGCUGGGGCAACAGCAUUUCGUUAUGGACAAGUGAUGGGCGGCCAUAGAUUGAUGGGACUGCUUGGAGUGACAGCUGGAGCAGCUGCAGGAGCAUAUCUAGCUUCAUCUACCCACGGUGGGCUGUCAGCUCUCUAUAUGGCUCUGUGUGCUGCAGCAGUUCCAGGUACACUCAUUCUGAACUGGAUGACUGUCGUCCUGAAGAGACAUGCUCGAUGGUCAGUGAUUAACAUCUGUUUCUACUUGUUCAUGGGAGUGCUUUCUGCAGUUUGGGUGUAUUUCGCCAUCCCCAUUCAAGGUGUACUGACUUUUAUAGCUUAUUCGAUUGUUUCUACUGCGGCAAUUGUAGUCCUUGCUUGUGUUUCUUGUGCUUUUGAUUUCUGGGGACUGACGGCCUCCAGCGAUGAGGAGGAAGAUGAGAGUGACCCAUCUUCUCCAGAGGCCCAAAGUAAUAACCGACUAAGACAACUCUCAGACUUAUUUUCAUUGUCCAGCUUAACACAAUCAAAACUGGACAUUCUGGAGAACUUGUACAAUGAUGCCGGCGGAAAACUGGUUCACUUAAGCAAGAGUCUUCGGCUUCGAGCACGUCCAUCUCAAAAUAACUAAGAUCCUGACUCCAGGUAACACAGGCAUAGCCUGUAUCAUAGUUAUCUGGCAGUGAACUGCAGAGACAUUUAUUGUCGCAAUAGCCAGAAAGUGACGAUCAGCUGUGUCAAACUUCAAAGAAGUCGUUCGCAUCUGGAGCUGAUAAGAAACAGAAAUCACCACCAAUGAUAAAAGUCAGGACAGUGAAUGAGUGCAUGCUGAGAUUGUGUGUCUUGUAUUUGGAGAGUAUAGUUUGAUGCUGCUCGUAGCAUUCUUCUUCGUUUUCUGUGGUAUGUCUUUUCACUUGAAGCUUUGUUGGGCCAGAUCUAUCAUCUCAGAGACUGGAGUGAAAAACAAGUUCAAGAUCAUCAAAAUUUGUUUUCUUCUUCUUCCUUGGCUAAAACGGCAAUGUACAUUCAAUGUAUAACAAUCAGUGGAACUGAACCUUAAUAGUUGUGUUUUUAAUCACUGUUAGCUCUGAGCUCCCAGCUCAUUGCCCUGACUGGAACUGUCAGUUUAUUCAAGGCUGGACAUUACAUCUCUGCACUGUGGUUAAAACUCUGUGAGAGCAGCUGAGCAGCAAAGAAAGAGACAGAUUUUGAUGGAAGCAAAAGAGAAAUGGUUGAACUUUUAAAAUCAUUCUGCUGGUUCAUUAAAUCUCAGAUAUGACGUUGAAUGUAAGUCACAAUGAGAGUAUUUUGGACUCUGAGAACAUGUUUUGCUAAGGUAAACAACUCGGUGCUUUUCAAACAAAUGUGUGUCAUGAUGUUGAAUGAACAGGGAAAAUAUGUCAGUUUGUUUUACUACACAUUUAUAUGAAUGUAUUGUUACGGCUGCUGCCGUAUUGUUUGUGGCUUGUGUUGUGUGCGUGUGUGUGCACGUGCAGGUGUGGCUGUUUCUCUCCUCUGCUUCACCUGAGAGAAGCAGAGGAGGGUGGGGGGGGCGGAGGCGGCGGCUGUGUCUCCCCACUCGUCUGGCUCCGUUGCAGUGAUUAACUGCUUGUGUUUGUGUGCUCCUGCUGAGCUUUAGGAAGAUAGCCAGUGGUUUUGUGUUGUUUAGAUAUUAGUUAGGGAUCACCUUUUGCAGUAGUUUUAUUUCCCCUCAUUUCGUUGUGUUCGGCUUUUGGUGUCCCUUAGUUUCGGUAACCCUUUUUAUUUAUUAAACACCUCUGUUUACCUGCAACAUCUGGGUUUUAUGUUACCUCCUUUUUCCUCCUUAAAGA